GGCCUUAGCAGGGACGAAUCAGGCGCUCUCGCCGGGCAGCUCUUCUGGUGGGGUCCUCGCUGCGGCCAGAGCAGUCAGGAGGAGGAGGAGAAGAUGGCGGACGUGCUGAGCGUUCUGCGUCAGUACAACAUCCAGAAGAAGGAAAUAAACGUCAAGGGAGACGAAGUUAUAUUCGGGGAGUUCUCGUGGCCGAAGAACGUCAAGACCAACUAUGUUAUCUGGGGUACUGGAAAGGAAGGACAACCAAGAGAAUACUACACUCUUGACUCUAUCUUGUUUUUGCUCAACAAUGUCCAUCUUUCCCAUCCUGUGUACGUCCGACGUGCUGCAACAGAAAACAUUCCUGUUGUCAGAAGACCUGACAGAAAAGACCUUCUCGCCUACCUAAAUGGGGAAACAUCGACUUCUGCCAGUAUAGACAGAAGUGCUCCGCUGGAAAUUGGCCUUCAGAGAUCUUCCCAAGUGAAGAGGGCUACCGAUGAAAUAUUAGCUGAAGCAAAGAAACCCAGAAUAGAGGAUGAAGAACGUGUCCGUCUUGACAAAGAGAGACUGGCUGCUAGGCUGGAAGGCCAUAAAGAAGGCAUUGUGCAGACUGAGCAGAUUCGAUCCCUCUCAGAAGCCAUGUCAGUCGAAAAAAUUGCUGCCAUCAAAGCCAAAAUUAUGGCAAAAAGAAAAACUACAAUCAAAACAGAUUUGGAUGACGAUAUAACUGCCUUAAAACAGAGAAGCUUUGUGGACGCAGAAGUGGAUGUAACCAGGGAUAUUGUCAGCAGGGAGCGAGUAUGGAGGACAAGAACGACUAUACUGCAGAGUACAGGAAAGAAUUUUGCCAAAAAUAUAUUUGCAAUACUUCAGAAUGUAAAAGCAAGGGAAGAGGGUCGUGCACCUGAGCCAAGACCAGUACAGACUACUGCACCCACGGACCCAACCCUGAGAAACAAACAGCCAGCUCCACAGAUCUACAAUCGAUACGAUCAAGAAAGGUUUAAAGGGAAAGAAGAAACGGAAGGCUUUAAAAUUGACACUAUGGGGACGUACCACGGAAUGACGCUGAAAUCUGUGACUGAAGGAGCUUCAGCCCGGAAGACUCAGACUCCAGCUGCGCAGCCUGUGCCCAGACCAGUAUCACAAGCAAGACCACCGCCCAAUCAAAAGAAAGGUUCAAGAACGCCCAUUAUUAUUAUACCGGCAGCCACCACAUCUCUAAUAACCAUGCUGAAUUCUAAAGAUCUCCUGCAGGAUCUAAAGUUUGUCUCUUCAGACGAAAAAAAGAAACAGGGUUGUCAGAGAGAAAACGAAGUGUUAAUUCAGAGACGAAAGGACCAAAUGCAGCCCGGUGGUACAAGUAUAAGUGUAACGGUACCAUACAGAGUGAUAGACCAGCCCCUGAAGCUGCUGCCACAGGAUUGGGACCGUGUGGUAGCAGUGUUUGUUCAAGGUCCCGCUUGGCAGUUCAAAGGCUGGCCUUGGCUCUUGGCUGAUGGAUCGCCUGUAGAUAUCUUUGCAAAAAUUAAAGCCUUCCACCUCAAGUAUGACGAAGUUCGGCUCGAUCCCAAUGUACAGAAAUGGGAUGUUACAUUGCUGGAGCUAAGUUACCAUAAAAGACAUUUGGACAGACCCGUAUUCCUGCGAUUCUGGGAAACCCUGGACAGGUAUAUGGUGAAGCACAAAUCUCACUUGCGGUUCUGAAAAGCCAGGGAAUGCUUUGUUUUCGGUGUUUGGACGGCUAUUUGUGGCUUCACGUUGACCUGGAGCACGGAAUUCACCUUGAUCAAAGCAUGAUCGGGUCCGAGGAGAGAGUGCCAUGUAUUUACAACCGGAAUGAACAGUGUACUAUUUUUUAAAUAUUUGCAUAAUGUCUGCAAUUCAAAUUGUAUAUUUUGAUAGUAAGAAAAUUCUUUUCUUUUAAAAGCAGCAUUUUUGGUUAGAUUUGUUUACAGAAACCACCAUGGCCGUAUGUUAAGAUUUGUGUUAUCUCUCUCCCAGUCUAUCUCCGGUUUAUUUUUGUCCUCCCUUCUCGUGCAUAAAUCUUUGUUUUCCAUAGAAAGCCCCGCUGCACGGUUCGGCACGGAGUGUUGUUAAAAUAUGGAAAUGAUGACUGCGAGGAUGGUAUGAGAACGGACUGCUAGUGGGUGGAAAAAAAACUCCCUCUAUUUCUUUUUUUUUUUUUUUUUUUUGUUUAUGUAAAAACAAAACUUGAUAAACUUUACCAUUUUGAACAUUAAAAGUUUGAGUUUUUUUUCUUUUCCACAAACCAUUAUGAUGAAAUAUGAAUCAAUAAAAUUGAGCUU
Hyla sarda is the source of this 2291-nucleotide messenger RNA. It is a transcript of the gene CDC73, whose product is annotated as cell division cycle 73. Lineage: Eukaryota; Metazoa; Chordata; Amphibia; Anura; Hylidae. Gene Ontology annotation, biological process: transcription elongation by RNA polymerase II; positive regulation of transcription elongation by RNA polymerase II. Gene Ontology annotation, cellular component: Cdc73/Paf1 complex. The record is from RefSeq and is a predicted model, not a curated record. Bases 94 to 1689 code for a protein of 531 amino acids. Gene Ontology annotation, molecular function: RNA polymerase II complex binding. The transcript has 17 exons.